GCACGCGUCGCGGCCAAAUUUUUCGAUUUCGUGCGCAGCUUGCAAAAAGAAUUGUCCUUGGAGCAUACUUGACGCGUUUGGGAAAAUUCUACGAUGAGUGGUCUAAGUUCCAGUGAUGAAUACACUGAAGAGGAUCUGCUGCAUGUUUGCGAAGAUUUGGGUCUGCCAUGCGACGAAGAGAACGUUGGAUUACUGAGGGACGCAAUCGAUGAGAUCAUCUUGGAAUCAGAAUCAGGAAGCGACGAUGAAAGAAAUGAUGGUACACUGUUUGGAGGUUUGAGCCUCUCCGACUCCUUGCCAUCGACUGGAAGAAGUGGAUCGGUCAGUCCAAAAGAGUUUGCGUCUCCUAUACGUCGUUCAGAUAGAAACAACCUAUCACAUCCCGGUUACCAUGGAGAACAUGGAGGACGGAAUAGGGAGGUUCCACUUGAUUUGCCGACAUCACAGGAGAAUGAAGAGUUACGACGUUACAACCCUACCGCUUAUUUCCUGCUCAAUGACGCAUGGCGCUGUCUUAGCAACGUUUAUGGAACUAUGUCGAUUAUGGAAGACUUGCAAAUCAAGUUGUCGUCAACCAGAAGAAGGUCGUCUUCACAUGGAAGAGUGCAGCGAGAUAUUCUCAGACUUGAUUUGAGAGACGAAAAUAAAGAGAACAGGGCUCAAUCAUGCAACUAUCGAGAUGUUGCCUACCCAAAAUAUAGUGAGCGCUCUACUGAGACAGGAGUUUCAAACGACCUCCAAUCAGCCGCAGAUAAAGCAAACUUCCAGCCGGACCCCAGCAUUCGUCCCGUGAACCGGUUUGUUCCUGGUCAGCUGCUUUAUCGACAUGACCCAGUGAAGAGGUUCGAAUUGUAUCGAGAGGAAUGGGCUAGGAAGCCAGCCCCGGGUGAGCAGAAGCGACUAGCAUUGCGGUGGAAAGUACGGGAGUAUAUGCUUAGGCAUGAUAUCCCGCAAUUUGAUCCAAGAAAUCCUCCACCUCCAACAGCGUUUCAUCCAAAAGAUUGGUCUCCUCGACCAUAUAUCGACUAAGCACUUUUUGUUCUUCUUCGUCAACAUCUUGCUACCAUGUGUAUUAUCUGCUCUUUCACUGUACGCUGAAUUCUAUACGUUGAUCUCCGAAAAAAAGGUGCAUCUUUUUCGCUGAUAUUCUCAUUAUGAUCACAGUGACUUCGCAAGUAUCUGCAUUUGAUUCACUUGGCAUAAUCAUAUCGUUUCACUCAUAAAAAUUUUAUUUUCGAAUUCUGUGAGUAUGAUCUUUGGC
Messenger RNA from Cylicocyclus nassatus, 1261 nucleotides. Lineage: Eukaryota; Metazoa; Nematoda; Chromadorea; Rhabditida; Strongylidae. The record is from the annotation of a GenBank genome assembly.